This is a messenger RNA of Pocillopora meandrina, 3783 nucleotides long. The record is from the annotation of a GenBank genome assembly. NCBI's taxonomy places the organism in Eukaryota, Metazoa, Cnidaria, Anthozoa, Scleractinia, Pocilloporidae.
AUGUCUUUAGUCGUGCUGUUUUUGUUGCACCAAACAGUUUUUGUGUAUGGUAGAUCGAAUGAUUUUUUAACAAUCAAACGACACAGCAACCAGAAUAGAAAAGUAGACGGUUUUACCGUGACAGGAUUGUACGAGAGGAGUACAUGCCAAGAAAAAUGCAGCCAUUUUAAAACAAGAGUGGUUCCGUCUCCUAACGAUGAAUGUGUAUGCGUUUGCUCUCCUCAAGCAGCAACAUUUGGGAUAAAGAAUAGUACCUGGCAAUGCAUUAACAAUAGAGAGCUUCGCAUGAGGGAAUUGGCUGGUAAGUUGAUUUCACAAUUGUGAAAUGAAUUUUACCUGUGAGAUCUAAAGUAGACAGAGUGACAACAAAUGGCUGCGAAUAUGCCGUAGGAAAUUCUUAUUUAUGUUCUUGGCCAUUGUGAGAAAAUAAUCGAUUCAAUAUCAUCGUGAUAAUCAUGGAAUUCCAAAAAAGUGGCGAUAUAUAAGAAUAAAUUAUGAUAAAAAAAAUUAUAUCUAAAGAAAAGGUUGACGCCACCUUUGAAGGUCAUACUUAUCAGCAAAUGAAUUGUCGCAUUGUCUAUCAUAAGUCUCUUAGGGAAGAGGGAGGGGGGGGGGGGGCAAUACACUGUAGCGUAUGUAUUUAUAAGGUGAGCUGACUUAAAAUGCAAGCUACACACCAGGACGAUCUGAGUUGCGUUGCCACUCUCUUCUUAUCAAGAUUGCAGGAAAACGUAUUUUAUCAACGAAAGUGAUGAAGACCCUUUGAGAAUGUUUGAGAAAGGACAAAGGGCUACUCUACAGGUGAACCCCGACAUAAAGUGUGCUAAUAAUAAAGCAAGCCUCAGUUUUCAAGCGUGGGACGGAGAGUUGACACUGCAGAACGAAACGUCUGCCGAUUGGGGACUUGAGGUUACGAGACAAUGGACAGGCUCAACUCGUCGCUAUAUUCUUAAGGUGAGAAACACAAAUUACUGGUUCAAAAAAUGAAAGAAAAUUAACUGCAUGUCUUUCAACAUUGUUCAAUGGUAAUAGAAAAUCAAUGAAAUGAUUUUGCAUUCACGACAACCAUUGCAAGAUAUCAAAGCAGUCAGGGGAAGAAGAGAAAAUGAUAUCUUACUUGUGAAUGAUCGAUAAGUGCUUAUUUAAGUAAAUCAUGAUUAACUAUCCUUCUUGAUUCUCUGGACCUACAUGUAAAGUUCGGAAUAAUUACGUAAUAAGGUUUACUUGGCUCCGCUCGUCUACGUAUACACUACAGAAAAAAAAAGGCUGAAAGCUGAUUUACAAUUACCCUAACUGUCUAUGUCUUUAAGGUAAAACGGUAGAAAUUUAAACAUAGUGAGGCAUUCCAGGUUAUGGCGGAAUAUCUGAUCAUUUUAUCCUUAUUUCCAGAUAAAUGACGACGAUAAUCUCAAAUAUUUGCACGGAAGAGUCAUAAAACUAACCAUUCCAUGUAACGGGCCUGAGAAAUUUUGUUUGCUUUUCAAGAUGGCGGGGACGAUUACAUGUACGUAACAUUGGAUGCAUUUAGUUUUUGGCCUUUUUAAAAGUAUACCGGAUAUAUAGUUUUACUGAUUGGUGAUAACCUUCGAGAAAAGAUUCGAAUUUUGAUUUACUUUUGAAGAAGUACCUUCUGUUACAAAAAUAACAAAAAGCUACUUGGGACCCGAAGGUUUGACCUUUGCCUCCUGUUUCUUUCUUUUGUUAUAAUUGCACUAUUACACAUUGUAUUAUAAACCGACAGUCACGUUCCCAUAGAGAGAGUUUAUAACUCCUUGGCACCGUGAGUGGCUCAAUGAUAAGCGCGGGACUCCAGAUCGUAAGAUAUCUAGAUCAUGAGAUACUCUCAUACUGUUUCCCAUCCAUUUUCCGUGGUACUGAUAAGGAGAAGUUGUAAAAUAAUAAUGAGCUCCAUUAGUUCGCGAUCAUUUUAAUUAAUCUUAUGACUGUAAUUCUUAAUGCAGCAGUUGUACUAAUUAAAUGUUAGUCACUGUUAGAGGAAAAGGGUGCUGUAUAAUUUUACACUAUAACAGAAAAUGUUUUUCUGUCCACAGGUCCUCUAAUGAACAUUUCGACGCCCAAAUCACCUUUACCAACUGCAACCGUAGAGAAAUGUUUACCUUCCGAGGCGAUCGCCAGCACUCCAGACUCUAAAACCUUAAAGAAGGGUGUAUCCUCAACCAUACCCAGUACAAGAGCUGCUGUAGCGACUAACACAGUAUUCCGGGUAUAGUUAUUGAAUUUCUUACUUUAUAUUUCAUUUUCCAUCCCAGCUCUGACGGAGUACUGACUUGAACCUCUUUUAAGUCAGAAGAAGAACUUUGCCUAUUAAGGAGAGGCUGGUGGGAAAAUUAUUACCAGCUACCACAUUUCUAUCAUGGGCAUAAUUUCGCAUGGCCACUCACCGAAAUAUAGGAGAGCAAAGCAAAUCAAUCUGUAAGCUGCCUAUUACAUCACAAAAAGACUUUUAUUUCGUGAUCAAAGCGAUUUUGAAAUCAAUAAGGAACGCCGCGGUAAACUUCAAAAAGUUAUCUUGGUAACGGGGAGAAAAUUUCAUUCAUCAUUAUUAUUAUCAUAAGCAUCAUCGUCUAUCUGUCAUUUUAACCAUGUUCAGGUUACUGAAUCCCUGGAGCACAAUGAGAAACAUGAUCAAGACUAUACGGAAAUUCAAGAGGCUUUUCAUAAAUUAUCAGUUCCUUUGGUCUCUGGAGUAGCGGUCGGAGUUGUCGCCGUGUUCCUGGUCUCUUUUUUCAUGGUUUGGCUUAUUUACCGGAAAAGAAACGAUAAGUAAGAUAGCUGUUAGUCAACGGUUUAGUCCUAAAUUACAAAAUACAUAGAGUGUAACAUGAGUUCCAUAAUAGUAAAGAAUACAUGCUUUUUUCCCUUUGCUCACAGGAAUUGUCGGAAGUCGUCGAAAAAGAAAACGCGUGCAGAUAAUGACAUGGACAAAAAAACGGACGCCGAAGGGGAGCCAGUGUACCAAAGCCUCUCUCCUUCGGCAGACGGCGACUUACCUAGAGGUAGGUUCAACGAUUAUCUUUCGUGAUACAACUACAGAAAAGGUUGACUCACUUUAAAUUAGGCGAAGAGAAUUAACAUACUCGUAAUCAACGUUUUCUAAAAUAAUACGAAUAUUUAAAAAAUAAUUUCUGAACAACUGCAGGUGUAUACGUGCAACGAUAUAAGGUGCCUGAAGCUGUUUCCCAACGAAUACCAGAGAAACUGUUUUUGCAUGCUGAAGCCAAUGGACGAGACACGUUCAAACCAGCUGUAGCAUCAACGGAAGAGUACGAUUAUGCGGAGUCCUGUCUAAUGGUGCGAAAUAAGGGGCUAAGUAUAGGCUGCUCCUCCUUACCAAUAAAGGCUCCUGCUAUGACUGUAGAGAAUGAUCCUUAUUACCAUGUACUUGAGACAGAGGACGAUGUCCUUAUACCAGGAAGUUCCGGCAGUGAUGCUCACAGAAUACCCCAGGAAAGAGCAUCUGUUCUCCUCGCACCUCAGGAUUCUAAGCCAACCGAUUCACAAAGACCCUUCGACGAUGAAGAUGAUGAGGGCGCUCAGGUGGCUAAGGAUACGGACCCUUAUUACCAUAUACUGGAACGAUCAGAGUCAGAAGUCCAUAAUUGUGGCAAUCAAGUGGGGUCCACAAUUGUGGCACAACCAAGUCAAGAAAGUCCUGAACCCAAUGGUUAUAGAGAGCUUUCAUUAGAAGGACAAGUCUACACAGGUUACCAAGCUUUACACAAAUACACGUACAUAAGUGCCAGAGAGCCUGCAGUCAAAUGA